AUGAAGCCCAACGAGUACACAGGCGAGACGGCCAACUCGGUCACCGAUCCGGCAAUCCCCCGCAUAAAGAAACAAAUGAGUAUGUCCGCCCGCAUCGGACCGGAUGGGAUCCCAAUCUUUAAGCAGGUGCCCACCAUUGAAGAGGAGGAGGAGGAGGUCAAGGGUCCAGCCAAGUGGAGACACAAGUGCACCAACUACCUGCUCUGUCGAUGUUCGAAGCGUUUCUACACUGCAUGGAUGUGCUGCUUCGGCUUCAUGAUUACCUUCGGCAUCCGUUGCAAUAUCGGUUGGGUCACACUGCAGAUGCGGAAUAACACACACCCGGCAGCUGCUGAAAUCCCAGAGGCCAUCGAAAUCGCUAACGUCACCACGGUGAGUUGCCCGCACUCAUUCCCAGUCCACGUUGUCGUACUCAUAUUCCAGAGGGCAGACCAACUUUUUGUUUUGACGGUAGACAAAAAUAUCGGCUACCAGUUUGUCCGGAGUUAUCUGCACCGACUGCAGGACACUAUAUUCUGUCCAGGGUAUGUGCAUUCUCUCUGGGGGUCAGAAAUCUAACAGGCAGAGACAUCGAACGUUGUCAAGGCGGACAAUUACUAAUGUAGGCCUGUUUCUUGUUUCUGCGUGCCAGUGAUGAAUGCAGAUAAUUCGUCGUCAUGGUGCCCAUUUUAACAUGAAAAUUGCAGUCUCUCCUCAUGUAAAAACAGAGCACUUGGGUAGGGGGUGAAGAGUCGGCAUCAAAAUCGUAAAUCAGACUUACUGAUUUUUGUGAGAUUACUUGUAACUGAUAUCUGAUAAUUAAAUUGUUUUUGGAAACUCAAGCCAGCCAAACUUGUGGACAAACAGAAAAUUGGGCAACUCUCCAGCUUCCAGUUUGAUUGUGUACAUAACGGGAAUCUUGUACAAAUCAAUUUCAACUGACGAGGCAUCACAAGUAGGUCAUAUGUUUUAGACUGCAUGUCCACUGGAGGGAGUAUUUAAAGCGUCUGAAUAAGCAAUGAAAGAACAGAUGCCAGUUUAAAAUUAUACUGACUUGAACUUGUGACUCUCUACUUUACCUGCCAAAAUUUUCGGCUUCCUUUGAGUAACCCGGUGGAGUACUUGAAUGACAAACGAGUUGAAAUUAUUGCAGUCAGAGAAAUUUAACUUGCGAUUUUAGCAGAACGGUCGGUGAAUAAACCUGGCUGACUUUUUACGAGAGGAAGGAAGAGCACCAAUUAAUUUAUAAGCAGGUGAACGAUUGAUCAGAUACAGGAAGCGUGUAAGCGCGAAGACAUUUCGCAGCCGCCACUUUCAAAUUAUGUGAGUUACUUCUUUCCAAUAAUCUUUCUCAAUGGAAUAUUUUACUUGGGGCUCAAACACUGCCCACCUUCACGCCAUAAAACCGAAUUUCGAGACUAACCACCACAUUUCAUGCAGUGCAUGCAGAAACAGCACUCUGUAAAAAGCGACUACCUAUUUUGCAUGAAUUUGUCUCAUAAUUCUCCAUGCCUCUAAAUAUCUUAUUUUAGUUCAUGGAAAACAUAUUUAAAAAUAUUCAUUCUUAUGCUCAUUCGGUAGAAAAUAGCGUCUUCCAAUCUUAAACUCGAAGUAAGGGUAUAAUUCGGUUUUCAAAACCUUUUCAAAUUCCCGAAGAAUUUUGAACCCACUCUAUCGUUACUCUUGGAUUUAGGGUUUCCAAACUGCCAGUCGUGUAUUUUCCGCGUACCGAAAACCAUUCAUUUCUCUACGCUAUUGGGAGAAGACCGUACGCGGUUCAUAAAAUGUAACGGUGGAUUUGAGCCAAAUUGAUAAGUUCACAAGCCAUAUUGGCAAAUGCAGAGACAUGAACGACCAAUCCACAUUAUUAAAGAAUCUCACAAUAAGAAAAUUUCUGAAAACCGAUUUAUACCCCUUCUUCGAGUAUAAAUUGGGAUAAGACGCAUUUUUCACCAAAUGGGUAAAAGAACGAAUAUUUUUUGCAUGUUUUUAUGAAAUAUAAUUGAACUUUUAAGGGCUUCAAAAAUCAAUGCGAAAAAUUCAUGGUACAUAAGUAGUCGUUCUUUACAGAGUUUAGUUUGUAUAUGCAGACGGAAAGUUCAUUCGAAAGUCGGCAUCCUGAGGUAGCUGAAAUAUUAUAAAAUUAUGGCGCAUGCUGACUAGUUUUACAAACCCACUUAAUUAAUCUUUUUGAAACGAAGAUGCCUUUUGGAAUUUCGGCUGAUAUUUCAUGAGUUGACCCACCUACUGUAUAUUUAAGCAGUUUACUUCAAUAAUCAACCGGAAAAACUCGACGUCUCGUUAGAACUCGAACCUUGGGCGGAAAAAGCAGAGUGUAAGCACAGACAACGCUUUUAACCACCUGGACUGUGAGGUAUUGACAAGGGACGAGCGUUGAGUUUAAUUGAGAUUGGGCUGAGUUACCCCAUCAAGUUGAGCAGCUUUGGCAACCAGCAGUCUGUGGCUUCUGGGCUUCGUCCGUAGGAUUUCUUAAAUGUCGAGUACAUAUUACUGUGUCAAACUGUGUAAUUUACUGGCAUAAGCCUGUUCUACGAACAAUAAAUCAUCUGGAGAUCCGGACCUUGGAAAUAUGGCCUUUCCGCUUACUUUCAACUCCCAUUUUUCUUUUGCAAUCCCUACCCUUUAAAAAGUGCUUCCGGAAGGAUUAAUCCGAUUUUUACCAAUUAUCAAGAGUUAAACGAAAUUUAAAACUAAGUUUUUAAUUGGGAAAAAUUACUGAAGUUCGGUUCUAGUAGUAAUUGUCAUUCAGCAUAAUCCUAACAUACUUCUGGCUUUUAAAUGCAUUCCCUUCUUGCCAUCUGUAAAAGUUGCUUUCGGCAAAAAUGACCAAUUAAUUAGUUUGCAUUUUUUCACCGAUUCUUUGUGUUUUUAUAAAUUCAGACACAUUUCGGGUUAAAAAUAUCUUCAAGUGUACUGAUUCGGUGACCAAGUAUUCAUUCUUUAAGUUGUAGGCCGAAACAAAUGGUUCCUUUUGAUUUUAAAAUGUUUUCAAUAAUAAGCGUUUUUAAGAUCGUGAGAUAUCCAUUCAAAUUGCAUCGUAUCUGUUUAUCUACUAUGAUUACUUUUAAAGCAUACGCAUUGGUCCAUAACCACUGAAAGUUUAUGGUUCCCUUGUGAUAUGUUUUAAGUGACGUAGAGGGAAAAAUGAUUUCCUAACAUCGAAAAUAUAUAACUUGUGAAUUCAAAGCCUUAAGUAAAGUGAAAUAGCAGGUUGGUUUUAAAAUCACACUGGAAUUGGAAAAACGUUUUAGAUCUAAAAAUACCCUUUCUUCGAAUAUAGAAUUUAAAGGCGACCCAAUUCGCCUCGAAAUGAUUUCAAAAAGAUAUCUUUGAAUUUGUUGUCCGCGACGCAUAAUUGCAUUAACGAGAGUAUUGAAAAUCAACGGAGAGAUGCACAGUUCAUAAGAAGUCAAUUUUUUGCCGAGGGCUGUUUUUGCAGACGGUCAUUAAGAAAUGCAUUCAAAGAGCAACACUUUGGCAUGUGUGAAAUAUCAUGGAAUUAUGCCGAAUAAUAUACCGGAAGUUCAACCCUACUUAAGAAAUCCUUCCUGAUAGAAAAUGCAUUUCGGGAUUUCGAUUAGCGUUUCAUGAGAUCGACCGCUCACUGUAAGCAACGGUUAGGGUUAUGUAAAGAGUUAUCCUUAAGUAUUUGUGCUGACGAGUUAAAGCAGGCUAUGGUAAAUGACAGUAGAAAAUGCCUUAGAGUGACCAAAAUCAGGAUCGACGUUUGGAAGUAUUUAUCGGGUGAAGUUAGGUUUGGAGGUCCGAAAAUGCGAUCCGAUUUAUGUUAACAGCCACAUGUGUUAACAACGCAUGAUUCAAACUCGGGGCUGCCUUGAGACUGUCCAUUUUUGAAGAAUGUGAAUAAAGGCAUUUUAGGGUAUCAGAGACGAAGUGAAGAGGAGAGUGCCGGAGUAAGACUUAAAUGAGGGAAAUAAGAUAAGCGUCAGUUUCUUUUUCUUCGAGUCUGGGUCUAAGAUAUGGGAUAUCUAAAACUAAACAGUUAGACUCUAAGCCUAGUAUAAUGACCAGUGUCUCAUUGGUCCAGGACACUGUGCCGGUGUGCUUGUAAUAGCGAUUGGAAUGCAGCAUAUCACGACAUAUUUCAGUCAGUCCAGGAUGCUGACAUCUGAAUGAUAUUCUUCGCUGAUUUUAGACGCCCGUAAAAAUUCAAACACAUUAACUAGAGACAUUUCUAUGCACUUUGUAAAAAAUUUCCAUUCCUUUAAGUUUUUUACUCAAAGUAAAUGCGGUUUUGAUGUUAAAAUAGUUUCUUUUCGAUUUCCAGAUAAUUUUGAACCCGACCUACUGCUGAAUUCGCGUUAGAUCUUUCCAGACUACAAACUGCAUUCCUCCAUUAAAAAAAUCAAUCAUCCCUUUAUUAGGUUCAUAAAAGUGUGAGACGAAUAUUUGCCAAGCCGAAUACUAAGUAGCACCAGGAAAAGGAUAGACAUAACGGCAUGUAAACAAAUGUUUUAAUGCCUUCAAAAAAUUCAUAAUUCUGGACUUUGUAAUUUGAGAGCUUCCUUUUCUCCGAGUAAAUAAAUUGAUGGGUUCAUACUUUGCUACAAAAUGGGGAAGAAUAUCCUUAAAUGAGUUUUCUAUAAAGUAUGUUCAGACUUAUAACGGGGUCGCAAAUCAUUGGAGAAGUCGUGACUCUCAAAUAAACAUUUUUAUGGAAGGGGUACCGAUGGGGUGUAGAACCCAGACAACAGAAAUAUACCCUAAACUGCAACGUGAUUGUACACAUCUCUCAUGAUUUACCGUUCGCAUUGUCUAAAAUUUUUUUUCUUUCCUUAAUAAAUCUAAACUUACUAGCGGCGCUGUUUUCAAAGUCCUUUAUUUUUUGAAAAUUCCUUUUUGUUUUUCCUUAAUCACUGCGUUCACAUUCUUAACUAAAUGACAGCAUACGAUAAGACUUUUGACAGAAACUUAUCUGUUUUCUGUGACUUCUUUCUCUCUGGCCUGGGUGUUAUCCCACCUGCAAAGUUCCCCCUACAACCAGUUAACGUAUGACACGGUCCACAGGCCAGCUUAGCAUGGUUGUUGGUCAUAUCUCCUAUCGUUGACAUGGAAAGCAAUUUUUAAAAGUGGUCGGGAAGAAACAGAUCCCAAAGCCGGCAUCUUAGCGAUUAUGGUGCAUGUUUACCACUAUUAAAGUUCCACCUGGACAAUCCUUUUGAUCGAAAAUAAAUUUUGGCGAAUGAAAGAGAAUAUGCGCAUUCCAGGUUCUUGUUUAAAAGAAGGCGAAGGCACGAUCACUGGGACAGUAAGUUUAUAUGCCUGAGCUUUCGAACUCGAACUAGAGUUCAUCAUCAGAGGUUACUCGAGUGCAGCAAAUUGUGAGCAUUUAUAUCGUUCAUCCUUGCGGGGGGGGGAAGGGGGAGUACGUCCGUGGCUAGGUAGGGUUUGUGCCGCCUGGUCCACGAUGUUCCCCCGGCGUGGUGACGCCAUUUGCACUUCGCGACGGUGUGAGCUGCUCUACCUGGCUGCAUGGGCGGAGUGCGUGAUAACACGCAGGCAAAUCAAUGUGUUGGUGUCCGACACCCACGCUUCCAACAGUUCUCGCCCCGUCUUGUUGCCGGCUCGCGCCAAUAUCCGCGUGUUGGCGAAGUCGAACUCAUGCCCUUCCUCGAGCGUGUGAGUGGCUACUUGAGAGAGUGGGUCGCCUCUCCGAACGGCCCGUUUGUGCUAAAGUAUUCGUGAGCUCAGACGUCGUCCUGUCUGGCCUGUGUAGUGGCAAGGACAGUUUUGGCACGGGAUUCGAGAGACUACGCCCGACUGUUCACCUGCGUCCAGCCGAUCCUUCAUUUUCAUGAUCCUGCUACGCAUGGUGGCCGCCGGAUGAUGAGC
Messenger RNA from Spirometra erinaceieuropaei, 5853 nucleotides. The record is from the annotation of a GenBank genome assembly. Lineage: Eukaryota; Metazoa; Platyhelminthes; Cestoda; Diphyllobothriidea; Diphyllobothriidae.